UCCACCGCCGCCGCCUUCUAGCGCUUAGCCGGGAGACUCACCGGCUGACGCUCCAUAGAAGGCCGCCACGAGCACCGUGGUGGUUCUCAGCCGCAGGGACGUGGUGGUGGCGCCGGUGAAGCACGGGCCAUCAAGUUUCCUUUACGGCGAGGGUGACACAGCCAAAGAUGUUCAAGUCUAUGCUUGCUUGUUGCAAGCUGUACAUAUCCGAAAGCAGAAAUCCCACUUCUCUAGCAUUGAUUGAGCAAGCAGCUAAAGCAUAUCCAGAAGCUGUUGUAAUCAAUAAAUUCAAGGAUGAGAUUUACAAUAGAGUUGGAUAUACACUUGUUUCACCUCUCACCACGGACUCAUUGUCUGAUGUAACCCCAUUGAGUAAUGCUGUGUUUGAGAUGGUCAAGGCAGCAUUUGAGUCUAUUGAUCUUGAGACGCACUCUGGAACUCAUCCCCGACUUGGAGUCGUCGACCAUAUCUGCUUCCAUCCUAUGGCAAAAGCUUCCCUGGACCAAGCUGCUGGGAUUGCCAAGUCUGUGGCUGCUGACAUUGGCCACAAGCUCCAAGUGCCGACAUAUCUAUAUGGAGCAGCUAAUGAGGGAGGAAGGACUCUUGAUUCAAUAAGAAGAGAGCUCGGCUACUUCAAACCCAAUUCAGAUGGAAAUCAAUGGACAGGUGGGUUGAGAGCAGAAAUAUCAGGAUUGAAGCCUGAUGCAGGUCCUCUUCAGUCUUCACUAGCCAAAGGUGUGGUGGUCAUUGGGGCCACACGCUGGGUUGACAACUACAAUGUGCCAGUCUGGUCUACUAACAUCGAGGCUGUUCGUAAGAUAGCGAGGAAGGUAAGUGAGCGAGGAGGAGGACUUGAAUCAGUGCAAGCUAUGGGUCUGGCUCAUGGUGCCUACUGCACUGAAGUGGCAUGUAAUUUGCUGAAUCCAAGUAUCACGGGAGCAGAUCAGGUACAACACCAAGUUCAGAAACUUGCAUCGGAGGAAGGAUUUAAAGUAGGGGAAGGAUAUUUUACCGAUUUUUCCCAAGAAAAAAUCAUUGAGAUGUACUUCGAAUCUAUCUCAUGUGAUUCAACUUGAAGAUAAUCAACAGACAGUGGGGUGAUCUAUCGGCUGUGCUUUGUGCCUAAGCCUUUUUAAAUAAUAUAUUUAUAGUUCACUUUUGACAACUCGUGUAAAUUGAUGUCUACUGAAUGGAUUUCACAUAUUUUGAAGAGACA
Musa acuminata AAA Group (dessert banana) is the source of this 1216-nucleotide messenger RNA. RefSeq lists its product as uncharacterized. The record is from RefSeq and is a predicted model, not a curated record. The transcript has 3 exons. NCBI's taxonomy places the organism in Eukaryota, Viridiplantae, Streptophyta, Magnoliopsida, Zingiberales, Musaceae. Gene Ontology annotation, molecular function: folic acid binding; transferase activity. Bases 168 to 1076 code for a protein of 302 amino acids.